Messenger RNA from Diplodia corticola, 1140 nucleotides. RefSeq names its product acid protease. The record is from RefSeq and is a predicted model, not a curated record. The transcript has 4 exons. The coding region runs from base 1 to 1140 and encodes 379 amino acids. Lineage: Eukaryota; Fungi; Ascomycota; Dothideomycetes; Botryosphaeriales; Botryosphaeriaceae.
AUGCACGUGACGGGUAAGCACUCGAUCGCGAAACGCGAGACGGAACCAGCACCAGUGGUUGUGCAAUCAAGCCAGGAAUGGGACGGGAUUGACGGACCGUGGUCAAGCUUUGUACUGCAAGUGGGCACACCCGCUCAACAGGUCCGCGUCGACAUUUCCAUCGAAGGACAGGAGACAUGGGUUGUCGCUCCAACAGGCUGCUCCGGGUCGACAUCCGACUGUGCCAAGCAAAGAGGGGGAGUGUUUGACAGCGCCGACUCCUCGACAUGGCAAUCCACAACCACCAUCUGGAACAAUUCCGGGAUCUAUGAGCUGUCGGGACUGAUUACCGAGAGCCUGGGUAUCGAUGGGAAUGGGGAGUACGGCUUCGACACUGUUGGCCUAUCGUUCGGCGGAGAAUCCGGUCCGGCCUUGGAUCACACAAUAGUCGCCACAUUCAACACAACCGACUUUUACAUAGGCCAGUUUGGUGCUAGCCCCAACCCCACGUAUUUCACAGUUUCGAACGACAACUCUUCUGCUCUGGACGAUCCUCAAGAGAGUUUCCUGUCGAUGCUGAAGCGGACAGGAAGAGUCCCGAGCUUAUCCUACAGCUUUACAGCUGGCUCAUACGCACGCCGCAACACCAUCAAAAACGCCCUGGGCUCGUUUAUCUUCGGCGGCUACGACGCAUCACUGAAAGGCCCCGCCGACCUAUCCUUUGACUUUGCUCCCAACCAGGGAAGAGAACUAGUUGUCGGCAUCCAGUCCAUCACCGCAUCCAGCCAGAAUAACGGGACCGUCGACCUGCUCCCGGAAUCCGUUUUUGCCGCCCUGGACUCUUCUCAACCCAACAUCUGGCUGCCCCUCGCUGCGUGCCAAAAAUUCGAAUCCGCCUUCAACUUAACCUGGAAUGCGACUGCCGAGCAGUACCUCGUCGACUCCACUCUGCACGACCGCCUCGCCACCGAGAACCCCAACAUCACCUUCCGCCUCGGCAACGGCGGCUCCGGCGGCCCAACGACGGACAUCGUGCUCCCCUACUCCGCCUUCGAUCUCACCAUGACGAAUUCGACUUCAGACGCACAACCAUACUUCCCGCUCAAGCGCGCAGCCAACGAUACGCAGGUAAGCCUCUCCACCUCCAACCACCAGCACUGA